Messenger RNA from Plodia interpunctella (Indianmeal moth), 2004 nucleotides. RefSeq lists its product as uncharacterized. The transcript has 8 exons. Lineage: Eukaryota; Metazoa; Arthropoda; Insecta; Lepidoptera; Pyralidae. Bases 68 to 1924 code for a protein of 618 amino acids. The record is from RefSeq and is a predicted model, not a curated record. Gene Ontology annotation, cellular component: extracellular matrix.
AUAUAACCCGGCCAUACCUGAGUUCAAGCAUCAUUCACUGUUUAGUCACAACAGAGAGAUAAUCAAAAUGUUCUCAAAAUUAGUAGCCCUGUGCGCUCUGGUGGCGGUGUCCCAGGCAGGCCUCCUGCCCGCGCCCGCGCACUACUCCUCCGCCGCCGCCGUCUCCUCGCAGAGCAUCGUGCGCCACGACCAACCGCAGCCCGCCAAACUCGUGGCUGCCGCGCCCAUCUACCACGCUGCUCCUGCCCCAGUCGCCUACCAUGCCGCACCCGCCGCCGUCACCUACCACGCUGCUCCCGCCCCAGUCGCCUACCACGCCGCUCCCGUCGCCAAGAUCUUGGCUCAACCCGAGGAAGUCGCGUACCCCAAGUACGAGUACAACUACUCCGUGGCUGACGGACACACUGGCGACAACAAGUCCCAGCAGGAGGUGCGCGACGGAGACGUGGUGAAGGGCUCGUACUCGUUCCACGAGGCCGACGGCUCCAUCAGGACCGUGGAGUACACCGCCGACGACCACAGCGGCUUCAACGCGGUGGUGCACAACACCGCGCCCACCGCCGCGCCCGUCGCCGUCAAGGCCGCGCCCGUGCUGCUCAAGGCUGCCUACGCCGCGCCCGCUCUCCAAUACUACCACCACUAUCAACAAUCAUCUAAUCAGUACGUGGGGUGUAUCGAUAGAGAUUUAGUGGUGGUAGUAUUGGAGAGCGGGCGCGGCGUAGGCAGCCUUGAGCAGCACGGGCGCGGCCUUGACGGCGACGGGCGCGGCGGUGGGCGCGCUGUUGUGCACCACCGCGUUGAAGCCGCUGUGGUCGUCGGCGGUGUACUCCACGGUCCUGAUGGAGCCGUCGGCCUCGUGGAACGAGUACGAGCCCUUCACCACGUCUCCGUCGCGCACCUCCUGCUGGGACUUGUUGUCGCCAGUGUGUCCGUCAGCCACGGAGUAGUUGUACUCGUACUUGGGAGACUAUUCAAUUUGGUAUGUCAAACUUACGACUUCCUCGGGUUGAGCCAAGAUCUUGGCGACGGGAGCGGCGUGGUAGGCUACUGGGGCGGGAGCAGCGUGGUAGGUGACGGCGGCUGGUGCGGCAUGGUAGGCGAUUGGGGCGGGAGCAGCGUGGUAGGUGACGGCUGCGGGGGCGGCAUUGUAAGAGACUGGGGCAGGCGCGGCGUGGUAGAUGGGCGCGGCAGCCACGAGUUUGGCAGGCUGCGGCUGGUCGUGGCGCACGAUGCUCUGCGAGGAGACGGCGGCGGCGGAGGAGUAGUGCGCGGGCGCGGUGUAGUAUAUAACCUGGUCCUUACUCAAGACAGAUAUCAUUCAGUGUUUGAUCAUUUCAAAAAAAAUAUCAAAAUGUUCUCCAAGUUGGUAGCCCUGUGCGCUCUGGUGGCGGUGUCCCAGGCAGGCCUCCUGCCCGCGCCCGCGCACUACUCCUCCGCCGCCGCCGUCUCCUCGCAGAGCAUCGUGCGCCACGACCAGCCGCAGCCUGCCAAACUCGUGGCUGCUGCGCCCGUCUACCAUGUCGCUCCUGCACCAGUCGCCUACCAUGCCGCACCCGCCGCCGUCACCUACCACGCUGCUCCCGCCCCAGUUGCCUACCACGCCGCUCCCGUCGCCAAAAUCUUGGCUCAACCCGAGGAAGUCGCGUACCCCAAGUACGAGUACAACUACUCCGUGGCUGACGGACACACUGGCGACAACAAGUCCCAGCAGGAGGUGCGCGACGGAGACGUGGUGAAGGGCUCGUACUCGUUCCACGAGGCCGACGGCUCCAUCAGGACCGUGGAGUACACCGCCGACGACCACAGCGGCUUCAACGCGGUGGUGCACAACACCGCGCCCACCGCCGCGCCCGUCGCCGUCAAGGCCGCGCCCGUGCUGCUCAAAGCUGCCUACGCCGCGCCCGCCCUCCAAUACUACCACUAGAGCUACAACACCAAAGUUUAGAAUUGCUUAAAACAUAAAAUAAAUAAUAGUAAUUUAUUCCAUUAUACGAAUUCAAUUAA